AUACGCUGCAGAGACCGGCUGAUUUAAUAGCAGUCAAUUUGAAAACUGAUAAUAAUUAAAGACGUGUGACUAGAAAGAGCUUAAAUUGGGUCAGAAUCUAAGACACAGUGUUUAUUUAUAUAGAACCAAUUCACAAGAAAAGUCAGUUCAAGGCCUCUUUAAAUAUAGGAACCAACAUGUCUUAUGCAGAAAUGGUUUAAAACAAGGAUUCACCUACAUAAUCCUCCACUAUGGAGGACAUUUUCUAUUUAAGUUGUAGAUUAUAACAGCAGGUUGGCAACAGCAGUAAAGAGUAUUUAUGCCAAUCACUGACUGUUCUCUGCCAACAUGUUCUACUGGAGGAACCACUUGCUGCUUGAACGAGAACAACAGCCAAACCAGUUCUUUAUGGGCGUCAGUCAGGCUUAGCCUAUUUUUAUUUUUUAUUUUUAUUUUUUCACUCCCAGAUUCUGACUCACUCCUAUUUGCAUCCCUUCCUAUCAGACAGCUUCUCCUCACCUCUCCGCAUUGUCUCACAAAUAAUGCCUUGUGCUUAUUGCAGAUAUUUCUGCUUUUCCAAGGUAAUCCGUGCCGGCUAACGAUGCAUUCUCUCCAGUGACAAUCCCUGAGGUAACGUCCACUUUCACUGCUCACACAGAAUUAAGCCUGUUAUUUAAAGUCACUUGGUAGAUUCAUACAUCCGACACGUGUCCUUGUUGCCCCUGUGGUCUUUUAGUCUUUGAUCUGUACACGUCUUAUGUGCUUUUGAUAAUAGGGGACAUUAGUAACUGAUUCCACCUAUAAUCCUAUUGGUCUCCUUUUAACAGGCUUAUGUUAUGUUUUAACUUAAGUACCUUAAAGAAAGAAGCAGGUGCAGCUUAUUCACACAGCAGCCAAGAAAAGAAGCUGCAAAAGAAAAGUGAUGACAUAUUUUACCUUUUCCUCAGGCUGGGACGAGUGGUUCACCUUCCUCUAAUCAGCUCGGGAGAAACAUGACGGCCCCCUGUCUCUGCGCCGUUCGUCCGCACCCCUGACUUCAUCUUCCAUCCAGACCGGAGAAACCCGCCGCCCACCAUGUCCACCAACAACCACAGCUUCCAGUGCUUCAGCGCCGUGGGAGAUGAAGGCUCACAUAAGACUUCCCCGUCCUUCAAGCACCACACCACCCGCCUCCCCAGGAUCCCCCGUCACAGCGCGGUGGCCCACCGGGACCCGCUGGACCACUGCUACCUCUGCUCCGAGCACAUGGGAGCUCUGGACCCUCACGUCUCACCCCCGUGUUACUCACACUAUCGCCUCCAUCACCCACACCAGUAUGUCGUCAUGGCGCCGGUCAGGCCCGAGGAGGCUCACGCGGGCCACCACCACCACGCUCAUCACAGGCACAACAAGAGGGUGAUGCUGGUGAAGAACAGCGACCCCUCGUUCAGGAAGACCAUCGUCCUGCACCGCCGGAGUCUCCGCAGCUUCGGGCUCUUCGUGGAGGAGGUUUCUGAGCUCAUGCAGUGCCGCGUUAGGAAGCUGUGCACUCUGGAGGGCCGCAAGAUUGACAGCGUUCAGAGUCUCAUGCAGUGCCCCCGUGUUCUUGUCUGUGUGGGCCGUGAGCCUUCACACCCUUCCAUCGUGGAGAGUUUUCGGAAAACGUCCGAGGACAAACUUCCGAAGUUAACUUCGAAGUCUCACUCCAACGGAUGCCACGAAGACCGUGAGGCAUUGAUGGGAAACCAACGACUUCCAGCAAAGCAAAGCGUCCAAAACCCCAAAGUGGAACCUGACAGGAGGUCGAACAGACCGUCUGUGUCAUCUGACAAGUCCUUACCAGAUGGGACUGAUUCUCCAGACAAUGUGGAUUCACGUCAACCCACUGGCGAAGCAGUGCGAGAUGAGGACAUAGAGAAAAGGGUUCGCAUCAAUAAAGAUGGCAGCUUGUCUAUGGAAAUGAAAGUGCGAUUUCGGCUACAUAAUGAUGAAACGAUACACUGGUCGACAGAAGUAAGAAAGGCAACAGGCAAGACCUGUGAGUACGUCCAAGAACACACAAAGCCCUGUUUUGCACCUGUUAGCGAUCAAAGUUAUUCAGAGUCAGAAAACAUUUCACUCGGUGAACAAGAGGCAGCCUUCGCCAAGCACCUUCAAACAUCAGAGCAGCCUCACUGUCCUCACUGCUGCAGUCACUGCCAGAAGUAUGACAUUUGGAAAAAAGGGAAACGCAGAGCAAGUUGCGGCAUUCAAACCUCCAGCUCAAGUGCAUCCUCACAUACGAAGGUCUCUAGAAAAGUGGUGGUUGAAAGGAAAAGGGUGUCUCGAUCGAGCGAUGAACACACAGAGCAGGUGGUGGAGGCAGAAACCUGCGUGUCGGCUGAAACUGUGGAGUACUGCACCAUCAGGAGUGAGACCUGUUCGCCAAAGGACAACGCACAGGUCACCACCGAGGACGACUGCGGCACAAAGGAUCGGGCCGAUGUCCAAAGCGCUCAAACGUCGGACCGAGAAGAACGGGCAGGAUCUGGUGACCGCGAUGAGGAUGACGACGUCCCGACCAGUGUAUCGAGAACAUCUGAGAGAGAAGACGCGGCGAUGACGGAGGCACCACCCACGCGGUCGUCCUCAGGCCCCAAAGCUUCAGAGCAACCUAGCAAGUCAAUCAAAACAAAAGCUUCACAUAAGUGUCAAUGCGGAGUUUCUGACAAGGGCCAAGAGGAAGUAGAAGGUGAGGUACGAGACCGAUCAAGUGCCAUGUCCGUCAAAUCCAAUGCCUCUGGCAGAUCAAACAAGUCUGAAGAUGUACAGAACACACAGCGUGAGGAUGGAGAAGUGAACCGAUCAAAAAGUGCCAUGUCAGCUCAUUCAAAUGCCUCGAAUGAAUCCAAACAGGCUGAAGAAAUAAUCCAGGAUGAAGAGGAAACACAAGAAAGACCAGUAAGCAGCACAUCCGCUAGAUCUGAAAACUCCGAAGUGAUGUGUGAGCAAAACAAAUCAGGGGAUGAGGCGCACGAAGAAAGAGCUUUAAGUUCAAUGUCAUCAAAAUCCAAAGCAUCUGUUAAAUCAAAGGUCUCGUUUCUCCUAAACGAGGAACAAACUGAGGAGGAAUCGGCGCAAAGGACUUCCAGUGCCAUGUCAGCCAGGUCAUGCGCAUCUGCAGAGGAAAACAGCCAUGAAGCAGCUCAAGAAAAUGAGGAUGAACCUGGGGAGAGAGCACAAAGUGCACUGUCAGAGAAGUCGAAUGAGUCACAUAAGUCUAAAGCAUCUGAAGCUCCACCUGAAGAAGAUGAGUGUAGAUCUGUGCAUUCGCCCGCGUCAUCAGAGGCAGAAGAUGCAGAUGUAAAUUUGGGGGAAGAAGACGAAGACAAAGAAACUCAAGAAGAUCAAGACAGAGUGCCAAGUUCCAUGUCAAUCCAAACCAACACCUCUGCAAGAUCAACACAAUCAAAAACAUCUAGACCUCAGAAUGAGGAAAAUGCUGAAGUAGAAACUGACGACAGACCGACCAGCGUCCUGUCUGCAAAAUCUACCAUGUCAAAAGCCUCUGAAGCGGAUGUUGACCAGCAGUCAAUCGUUUCUGAUCAUACAACAGAGGACAAACAGGCUGAAAAUGAAGAGGGUGAAAGGGCAUCAAGUGCAACGUCAGCUACGUCUAUCAAGUCAAAUGUAUCUGUAACAUCCAAGAGGUCUGAAAGUGCAGAUGAUGAAAAUGCUGAAGAGAAAAGGGAAGAAAGACCAAACAGCAGAAUGUCAGUGAAAUCAACGCAGUCAGCCAAGUCCAAUAUUUCUGCAAAAUCAAGCAAAUCCAAAUCAUCUAACAAGGACAAUGACGAAGAUCAUGAAGAAGAAAAUGCAACGCAACAAAAUGAAGAGAGUGCAUCAAGCUGUAAGGAUGAGGCUGAAGAAAAUCCAAGCUGCAUCCAGAAUGAUGAAACCGAAGGAAGAACAUCCAGCGCCAUGUCUGACAAAUCGUCUAAAAUGUCCAAAGUCUCUCACGACGGGUCUCAGGAAAAAAACAACGAUGAAGAAGUUGCAGAAAGAGCUCAGAGUGCAAUGUCGGCAAAAUCUGCCAAGUCAAACGUCUCUGUUAUCUCCAUUAAAUCCAAAUCUUCUCAAGUUCUCUCCAAAGCUAAUGAAGCAUCAGAUGAAGCAGAACAGGAACCUGACGAGAGACCACAGAGCUGCGCGUCACAUAAAUCAGCCAAGUCAAACAUCUCAGAAGCAUCAAGUGAAUCAAAGCACAGUGAAAAUGUCACUGAAGACAAUGAAGGCAGGGUUUCUAGCGUGCUGUCGCUUAAAUCUGCACGUUCGAAUACGUCAAUCAAAUCUGCCAAAUCAGCACAAUCCAAUAUUUCUGCCAAAUCUAAAAUGUCAAAGCCCAGUGAGUGUGAAGAAUGUGCUACAGAACAGCUGGAGUACAUGUCAUCCAAAUCUGUUAAGUCUGUAAAGUCCAACGCUUCCGCCAUAUCUGUGAAAUCAAAAGGUUCUGAAAUGCUUUCGAAAAACUGUGAUGAAGAUGAGGAGGCUGACAAAAGGUCAGUCCAGUCCGUUGAGUCAAGUGUUUCUGUCAGGUCCAAUAGGUCUAAAUGUUCUGCUCGUGUAGCAGCCGAUAAAGAAGAGGAGCAGAGCGAGAUACGUGCAUCGAGCAGCAUGUCAGUAGCGUCACAUGUUUCUGAGAUAUCCAUAAAAUCUGCCGGCAAGACACCAAGUGUCCUGUCAGCUAAAUCUGCAAAGUCACUGGCCUCCGCAAAAUCCAUCAAAUCCACUGCCUCUCAUGGUCAAACUACUAGGAUUCCUGAUGACGGUGAUGGUGGAGAGGAAACUCCAGGAAGAGUGGAAAGUGCAUUGUCAGCAAAAACUGCAAAGUCCAACGUCUCUGUAAGAUCCAAAAUGUCAGAAUGUUCAGAUGAAAAUGAUAGGAAGCAAACUGUAGAAAGAGUUGCAAGCAGCUUGUCCGCUAAGUCUGUCCAGUCCAGUGUUUCAGAAAUAUCCAUUAAGUCUGCAGAAAGAGCACCUAGUGCUAAAUCGGCUAAGUCAGCAAAAUCUCGUGCUUCUGAAAAAUCUAAAAAAUCAAACGCCUCUGAAGCUUCUUCUAGCAAAACUGCUGGAGUUGAUGAUGAGGAAACUCAGGACAGAGCGCAAAGUGUAAGAUCAGUGGUUUCUGCAUCAUCUGGUAAGUUACAGGGGCCGGGUGGCCCAGCUGAAGGAAACAGAUGCGAUCAUGAGGAAAACGAGGAGCGAGCUCCAAGUAACACGUCUGUCAGAUCAGCGAAAUCCGUCAAGUCAAAUGUUUCAGCGGCAUCUAAGAAAUCCAAAACUUCACACGUUCCCUCAGAGCACGAUACGUUGGAAAAUGAAGUGGAACAAAGUGAAAACAGAUCUGCAACUUCAGCGUCAGUCCAUUCAGUCAAAUCAGGUGUUUCUGUGAGCUCAGCAAAUGCCAAAUGUUCUGCUGACAGACCUAAGUCGACUGCAUCCGAUGCUCCCACUGACACCAGUGCUGCUCCUGAUGGAAAUUAUGACGACGAAACUCAAGACAGAGCAGAAAGCGUAACGUCUGCAAAGUCAGCCACCUAUGCAGAAUCAAAUAAGUCACAUGUUUCGGCUGAGGAGAACGAGGAAAGACCUUCAAGCGUCAAGUCAGUGAAAUCAGUGAAGUCAAAAGCCUCAUGUGUCGUGUCUGAACACAGCGUGGAAGCUGCUGAUCCCGAGAACAAAGGCAGAAUGAGCCCAAUGUCAGCUCAGUCUGUUACAUCCAAUGCUUCUUCCGUAUCGAACAAAUCACAAUGUUGUGACGUCCAAAAUGAACCCAGCUCUGACACCAACGAAGAAGAAAGAGCAGCAAGCAGUACGUCAUCCAGAUCAGUCCGCUCACAUGUUUCUGAAAGAUCUGCUGAGUCUCAUGCCUCUCAGCUCAUCGCUGAAGAUGCGAUUGAACAUGUGAAAACCCCAGAGAGAGCAUCUAGUGCCUUGUCAGUUAAGUCUGUGAAGUCACAUGUUUCUGCAAAAUCUACUAAAUCAGACAUGUCUGAAAUUUGUUCCGGACUGGAAGAAAGCGCAGAGGAAAGAAACGGUGAAGAGGAAAGUCAGAAGAGAGCUCAGAGUGGACAGUCAGUCAUGUCUGUCAGAUCCAGCAAAUCUAAAGUCUCAGACUCAAGAAACACACAGUCCCAAAGGUCAAAAGGUGCUGAAGAGGAAAAUUCAGAGAGAGCACCAAGUUGCACCUCAAAUGUCACUGAAGCAUCUGUCACUCUCAAAGAAAAUACUACAAAGGAGGAGAACGAGGACCGUGCCCCGAGCUGUGCUUCCAUCAAGUCAAAUGCCACAGCUGUAUCAAAGAAAUCAAAAGCUUCUGAGACUCCUGCUGGAAACAGCACAAACAUGGCUGACACUAAAGAAGAAGAAGCAGCUGUCGAGUCAGUUAAGUCGGUGACGUCAUCAUCCACAAAAUCAAAAGCAUCAAAAGCAAGAAUUAAUAAAGACGAUGCUGAAGACCCAGCAGAUGGGUCAAUCAGCGAGUUGUCUGUGACGUCCAGUCUUUCUAGAAUCACCACCAGUGAAAAGAAAUCUGACCACAGGACACAUAGUGCCAAGUCAGCAAAAUCAGACAAAUCUAUUAAAUCAUCAAAAUCAAACAAAUUACUAACACCUGACUUCUCAGCUAAAGAAAGUUUAGAUUCUAUAUCAGUGAGAUCGGAGACUGCAUCUGAAAUGUUAGGAAGGUCUGAAGUUCCUGCUGUGACUGUUGAGAAAACAGAAGAAGGGGCAUCGACAGUCACGUCAUUGAAGUCCAAGUCUUCAUCACGUUCAAAAAAGUCAACAUCCAUGGUGAAAGGAGAAAAAAGUGAUCGGACCAAGAGUUCUUCAUCAAUGAAGUCAGAUCUCACUACAAAAUCUCAAAACUCCAACCGAACUGAUGCUUCCACUGAAGAAGGUGUGAGAAGCAAAGAGUUUGAAAUGCUGAUGUCCUUCGUUUCUGCACACAACGCAGAGGAGACUCAGGACGCCAACAUGCUAACAUCUCAUUUAGAGGAGGAAGAGAAAGAAGAAGAGGCAGCAGCGGAGGAGGGACAGGGAAAUAAAUUAAGGGUGAUUCCCCGUGAAAUGUCGGACGAAAGCGAUUUGUCACAGAGCCUGUCCAGCUCUGACGUCGUCAAAGAGCCGUGUGAGAUUCCAGCGCCUAGUGGGUCAAAACCUACUAAGGCUAAAGGAACGAGGAACGGUCCAGUGACACCUACGGACAUCCCCGAUAACAAAAGUGGCAAAAGCAACGCGUGCAAACACAAUGACUCCGAUUCGAAUGACUUUGAGCUGGUGUCGUCCAGUCUCCCCAACACAUCCCCUACCGAGGUUGUGAAUGAGUGGCUCAGGGCCAUACCGGGGGACGGAGACAUGUACGAGGUGGAGGAAUCCAGCGAGGCAGAAAAAAACGGAGGCACAGCCGAGGAAACGAACGAGAAGGAAAAGAACGACGACUCUGGGGCCGAGAACCCAACAGACGCCAAUGGGGGGGUUUCUGAAACCAGUGCCCCCAACGAGGACAGUCAAGCAAACGCAGAGGCACCGAAUGAAGACAGCGACCAAGACACCACAAAAACUUUCCACUCCUCUGUGCAGGUGAUGAGAGUACUUUUAAGUCCAAAGCUUGACAGAUGUAACAGUUUGCCAGAGGUUUCUCCAGUUUACGGGCGUAAACUAAGCACAUCAGCUAAAGGCCUCCUAGACUGUCUUGUGAAGUUGCAGCUGAUAGACAAUGAUCCUAAAAAUGCAAAUGAAAAGGGUGAAAAGUACCAAGAACUAAUGAACAUUCUUCAAUCUCUUUGGCUUUGUGAUCCUCCAGAAAACGAGCUGGUCCUAAAGGACAAUCAGCAGCACUCUGUGGACGAUGAGUUCAUUCAUACGUCAUCCUCUGGCGUGGACGUCAAUAGUGGCUCCACUGGCUCUGGCAAUAGUAGCGACGGAGUGAAAACUAGUGAUGGUGACACACUGCAACCACACACCAGCGCAAAUGUUUUAAGGAAAAUUCAAGAAGACUGUGAAGAAGAAGAAGAAGAAGAAGAAGAAGAAGAAGAAGAAGAAGAAGAAGAAAGAAGAAGAAGAAGAAGAAGAAGAGAAGAAAGAAGAAGAAGAAGAAGAAGAAGAAGAAGAGAAGAAGAAGAAGAAGAAGAAGAAGAAGAAGAAGAAGAAGAAGAAGAAGAAGAAGAAGAAGAAGAAGAAGAAGAAGAAGGAGGAGGAGGAGGAGAACACGAAGAAGAAGGAGAAAAAGAUCAAUGGAUACCUGAAAAAGAAGUAGAAGAAACGCAGGAAGACAAGCUAAAGGACGAUGACCCAGCAACAGAUGAAACAAUCCAAAGCAGUGACAGUCCCAGAGGCCUGUCUGAAACACCCCCGUCAUCAAACAAAAGCUUAGAGAACGACGGCAGCAGCCAAAAGGUUCCAGGAGAAGAUGAAACAGAGGGUCAGGAGAGUCCUUCCCUUGGUGAACGAGCAGAAUUGGUCAAAAUGCUUUCUCAAGAUCCGGAUCCUGUUUGGGUGUUAACCUUAUUAGCCAAACUAGAAAAGCAGUUCAUGACACAUUACAUCAACGCAAUGAGGGAGUUCAAAGCCCGGUGGAACCUGAUUGACGGUGCACAGCUGGACGUGAUGAUAAGUGAACUUGAAACCCAGGUCCGCAAGAGGAUCCAGAUAAGCAUAAACAGGGAGCUGAAGAGGAUCCAAGGGGGAACUAGCCUCCCGAGGCCCCCCAAGGAAGCCAUGUCCCGAGCAUCAACGACCCAAACAGAGGAGAGGAGACGGAGACUGAAGGCUAUGCUCAAACAAUCAGCUGAUCCACCACCAGACAACAGUGAGGACUCUGCAACAGGGACAUCGUACAGUGACCAACGCAGCGAGAACGACGACUGUCCAUGUGACUCCUGCGUUAGGAAACCAAAGCCCCCACCUUCUGCAGAAGUUAUGAAUAUUGCACCUAGUAUAGUGGACUUUGACCUAAAAAGUAUUCUAACAAUGACGUACAACGAUGUGGAGCAUGCACAAGCAGCUGACACCGAACGCAACACUGAAACCACAGCGGCAUCAGCGGUUGUAGGAACAGCCGUGACAGAUCUGGAGGAGGAUCAGAUCCAGCAAGCCUUUGAAGAUGUAGAUGAAAAGGAAGCAGAGUAUGUGGGUACAGAAGAAGGGUCAGAAAACAAUGAAGAAGAAUUAAGUGCACAGAUUGUUUCUGAAGAUACAAAUGUAGAUAUAUGUCAUGUGGAAGAUGAAGUGGUUUCUGCUGAAAAUGAAGAGAUAGUGGAGAAUAUGGAGGCACGAGAGGACGAGGAAGUGGAACAGGAUCAGUCAGAAGGAAACUGUCUGGAAGCAUCUGCAGACACAUCUGGAGCCGUGUUAGAGUCUGCAGGCGCAGAAACCGCAACAGAACUCACCUCUGACACAGAGAAAGACGUCAUGGAAGUGGAGGAUGAGAGAAAUGAGGAAGAGGCAGAGGUUGGCGUGGAAGUCGGUGCAAGUGAGAACGAACCUGAGGAAGCAGAGGAGAAAUCUGAGGCAACACCAGCUGAAAACCAAUCUGACGAAGAAGAGGCAGAGGGAGCAGGAACAGUUGAAAAUGAGGAAGAGGUUCCUGUCACAGAAGCUGAAGAAGAAACAACUGAACACGAGGUUGCUGAUGAUAAGGUGGAUGUUAUCACAGGUGGCAAAGAUGAGGACGAUACCCCUGCAGACGCAAGUGAGGAGGAAGAGAUGGUUGUCACCAGUGGAGAUGAAGUGAAGGAAGAAUUUCUGGACGCAGCUGAUGACGGAGCAUCCACUAGUAACCACAAGUCUGACGAAGAGGAAGAUGAGGAAGCAGCGAUUGAGGGUGAAGCGCUCGCUUCCGCGUGCACCAAUGGUUCUGCAGAAGAGAAGGAUGAUCCGACCACAGCUCAUGACUCAUCGGAGGAACACGACGAAGAAGCGACGACCGAAGAUGAGAUUGUUGAAAGAAACGAAGCAAUCGCUGCCACAAGUGAAGAUGAAGAGGAAAAUGUAGUGGCAACAACUGAAAAUGAAUCGGAAAAUGACAAAGAAGUAGAAGAAGAACAAGAACAAGAAGCUGUGGACAGCGGAGAGGAGACCGGCUCUGCAGAUCAUGGGACUGGAAAUGAAGAUGAACCUGCAGAGGAGAAAUGUGCUUCAGAGGACGGAGCAGUACCUGAAAAUGAGCAUGUCCCAGAAAAAGAAGAGCCCGAAGAAGAGGCUGCAGAAGAAGAGACAGGCUCUGAUGACGAAGAGCCUGCUGCCACAAGUGCUGAAGAGUCUGACAUCAACACAACUGCAGCAAAAGAUGGGCAUGGAGAAACAGACACUGAAGGUGAGACGGCCGAAGGAAAGGAAAUCAUAAGCGAGGAUGAGGAGGCUGAAGGUGAUGUCACUGCAGAAAACACGUCUGUGGCAGGUACGAGUGACAACGAAUCAAACAAAGAAGAAGAUGGUGACGAUGCAAAAGAUGCCGUAACAACCGAAGAUGAAACCGCUGAGGAGGAAGGCGAUGCCGUUGCAACUGAGAAGGACACGGAUGAGGAAGAUCAAGAGUUUGUCGAAUCCACCCACACUGAGAACAAAAAUGCUGCAGAAGAGUCUGAGGAUGAGUCUGACAAAGGUGAAGCCGAACAAGCGGAGGAGGACGACAAUGGAGAACAGACUCCUGCCACAAACGAUGAAGAUGAAACAGCCGAGGAGCCCGAUGUCGUUGGUGACGAAGAUCCAAGCAAGGCAACUGCAGAAACGACGACUGCUACUGAAAAAGACACGGACGACGUAAGUGAAGAGGCUGCAGACGACACCAACGCAGCCUCGACCGAAGACGAACCCGAGCAGCACGAAGCCGUGGCAGAAGAGAUGGACACAGCAGCAAGUACAGAUGAAGCAGAUGGGACCAGCGGAGCAGAAGAGGAGGAGGAGGGCGUAUCGGCAGCUGAACAUGAAUCCGCAGAGGAAGAGAUUCCAGCCACCACUGGGAAUGAGUCGGAAUCAGAUCAACACGGACCCACGGAGGAGGAGACUGAUGAUGAGAAGGUGAUCGCUGCCACGAGUGAAGAUGACAUAAAGGAAGCCACCGAUACAACUGGACAUGAAGACAUGGAGGAAGAAGAAGAAGAAGACCCGGAGGUCACCACAAAUGAUGAAGAAACCGCAGACGAGAACGGAAAGGAGGUCGUCGCCACGGACGACGACGAUGCCACGGAGCAGGAGAAGUCAGGCCAGGAGGAAAUCAGUGAAGUCGUGGCGUCGAACCAAGAGGGAGAGGAAGAAACCACAGAAGCUGGCGAAGAGGCUGAGGCUGAUCCUGAAUCUGCAGGAGAGGCAAGCUCCAAAGACGCAACUGAGAGUGAAUGUGAGGGAGACGCGGAGAACAAUGCAACAACAGAUGAAAACGAGGCCGCGGGAGAAGAAGAGACUUCGAAGGUGACCAGUGAGUCAGGAGACGAAGAAGAGAAUGAGACUGGAGGAGAAACAGGAGCGUCUGAGGGAGUCGCAGGAAGCGACGUAUCCCGAGUAGAGACGCUGAAAGAAGGCGAGACAACGGGAGACGAGUCGGAGGAGGAUGAGGCAACAGGUGAAGACGAGGGCAACGAGACAGAGGAACGUGAGACAGAACGGUCUGCAGGGGAAUCUGCAGUGGAGGAGCUCAGAGGAGCCCAAGACCUGAGGGAGGAGUCCACGGGAGAAGACGACGAGGUUUCAGUCAGAGAACUCACUAACGACGAAGCAGAAGAUCUCGAUGAGGUGGUGGAGCUGAGGCCGGAGGAGGAUGUGGGUGUGGAGGACAUAUCGGAAGAUGGAGGGACCGAGACAGGUGUGAGAGACGGUCGCCACGGUAACGCUAAGGACAACGCCGACGCCUCCGAGAAGGAGGAAGAGGAAACCGAGGCGCCCAGCGAGGACUGCAGGGGAUUCCUGGGAGACGAAGAGGACGAGGCAGAGGAGGAUUCGGACCGGGGGAGAACAGACGAGGACGAAGAGAGAGACUUUGUCCCGAGCAGGAGAGAAAAACCGGCGGCGGCGAACCGGGCGGCCGAGGAAGCGGCGCUGGUGCCACUGGACGCCUUGACCAACGUGGAGUCUGAGGACGGGGCUUACGCCGACGUCGAGGACUCGGAGACCGAAACCAACGGCCAGGAUGACGUCACGAGCCUCGAGUGGAAGGUGACGAAAGCGUAAACUGAAAGCAGGCGAGCACUAAAGAGACACAAGCACUUUACUAGCGUUUCUAUUUGUAUGACGAUGCUGGAAGGACCGCCAGUGUUCUUCUUUCCUCUUCAUCUUGAAUGUUUAACAUUUUAACUAUCAUGCAGGUAACAGGUCGUGUUCUAGCGCCGGAUAUUAGGAGGAAAACUGAAUAUUUAUUACUCUCAGUGUCAGCACCUUCAGUAACUGGUUUCUAGAUGUAACCAAAUAAAAUGAAAAGUAGCAGAAAUCCACAACAGGAUGUGUCAGCAAGAACAUCGAUCACUCUGUACGACAGAGUGCUAAAUGUACUGUGGCAAAUUAAAUGUACUGGAACCAUG
This is a messenger RNA of Betta splendens (Siamese fighting fish), 12509 nucleotides long. It is a transcript of the gene rp1l1b, whose product is annotated as rp1 like 1b. Gene Ontology annotation, biological process: intracellular signal transduction; photoreceptor cell development; retina development in camera-type eye. Gene Ontology annotation, cellular component: axoneme. Lineage: Eukaryota; Metazoa; Chordata; Actinopteri; Anabantiformes; Osphronemidae. The record is from RefSeq and is a predicted model, not a curated record.